CCAUUCUGAAUUUCUAAUGCAGUUUUUCACCAGGCCCUCCUCGACCUCGACCCCUCCAUCACCUCACGUCUCUGGUCUCAUGCUCGACUGACGAGUCACAAGUUUGAGUUUUUCUCUCCGCGGGGCGUUUCUGUUUCUUCCCUCAGAGUCUCACUGCAGAUCACACGCGUCCAUGUUCGGCUCCAUCUCUCACAGCCAUGCAGAACCAUCACCAGAAGGAACACCUGUAUAAAAUCCUGGUGAUCGGAGAUCUGGGUGUGGGGAAAACCAGCAUCAUCAAGCGCUACGUGCACCAGAACUUCUCACCAAACUACCGGGCGACGAUCGGCGUGGAUUUCGCGCUCAAAGUCCUGAACCUCGAGCAGGAGACCGUCCGACUGCAGCUCUGGGACAUCGCCGGCCAGGAGCGUUUCGGGAACAUGACGCGGGUGUAUUAUCGAGAGGCCAUGGGAGCUUUCAUCGUUUUUGACGUCACUCGGCCGUCGACGUUCGAGGCGGUAACGAAAUGGAAGGAGGAUCUCGACGCCAAGCUGAGUUUAUCCAACGGGAAACACGUGGCGGCUGUGUUGCUCGCCAACAAGUGCGAUCAGGGCAGAGACGUUCUCACCAACAACGGCAUCAAGAUGGAGCAGUUCUGCCGGGAGAACGGCUUCGUGGGAUGGUUUGAAACUUCAGCCAAGGAGAACAUUAAUAUAGAUGAGGCGGCACACUGCCUGGUGAAGCACAUUAUAUCUAAUGAGAAGGAUCUGCUGCAGUCCGAGGUUUCGGAAAUCAUCUCUCCGCAGCAGGAGCCCAUCCGAGGAGGAACAUGCUCAGCGUGUUUUAGGUCCUGAAGUCCUGAAAUCCAGACCGGACGUCCCAGAGGAACUCUCUUCCCGUUCCCGCCUCAUAUCGUACUUCUCUUCUCUCAUCUCACUCACGUCUCCUCUCGUUUAUCCGUGUCAGCAACCCUGCCGCCACCAUGUCUCGGUUUCCAUGGUAACAGACUUAUCGAACACUCUGCAGAGCAGAAACUGUUUCAGGAGAAAGAGGCAGCGGGGAGAAUUCACGGGAAGUUCCUGCUGGAUGAAUCGUCAGGAUGCGAAAUCCCAAAGACCAGUUUGAGCAUUUGAGGUUCCUUCAUUUGAUUCACAUUUUACUGCUUAGCUUUGAAUUCAUUAUUUUCAGUGUCCAACCGAAAUCGUCUGAAUAGGCAAAACCAGCUAAUUAAAAACAUAAUUUUUUUUUUGCCCACUGAGCAUAAAAUUUUGCUACUAAUGAAUUAUGAAUGCUGGCCUUAGAAAUAUUCCUGAAUAUAAAUAUUUCUGGUGUGCAUGCAGUUACACGGAUGAUUCUAAAAUGUUCUUAUUUAGAAUGUUUGUCAUUUGUUUUAAACACUACAGUUCCAUCAACCGGCAACAUUUGUUCUUUUAAUUUAUCGAGUGUCACAUUCAAAUAUAUUUUGAUAGAGAAUAUGAGAUGAUGUCAUGUAAAUACCCCUGUACUUACCCAGUAUACAGCAAAACGGUUCAGAGUUAAAGUAUUAAUAAACAAUAUCUACUCAA
Rhinichthys klamathensis goyatoka is the source of this 1544-nucleotide messenger RNA. RefSeq names its product RAB38a, member RAS oncogene family (gene rab38a). Gene Ontology annotation, biological process: phagosome-lysosome fusion; endosome to lysosome transport. Gene Ontology annotation, molecular function: GTPase activity; GTP binding. Bases 198 to 833 code for a protein of 211 amino acids. The record is from RefSeq and is a predicted model, not a curated record. The transcript is spliced from 3 exons. Lineage: Eukaryota; Metazoa; Chordata; Actinopteri; Cypriniformes; Leuciscidae. Gene Ontology annotation, cellular component: lysosome; phagocytic vesicle; Golgi apparatus.